This is a messenger RNA of Diaporthe amygdali, 1113 nucleotides long. RefSeq lists its product as uncharacterized. Gene Ontology annotation, molecular function: ATP binding; protein kinase activity. The transcript is spliced from 3 exons. The record is from RefSeq and is a predicted model, not a curated record. The coding region runs from base 1 to 1113 and encodes 370 amino acids. Lineage: Eukaryota; Fungi; Ascomycota; Sordariomycetes; Diaporthales; Diaporthaceae. Gene Ontology annotation, biological process: regulation of cytokinesis; protein phosphorylation; mitotic spindle organization. Gene Ontology annotation, cellular component: spindle pole centrosome; spindle microtubule; chromosome passenger complex.
AUGGCAACCCUCGUUCUCGAGACUCAGCUGGAGAAGUUGUCGGUUGAUGUCGAGCAUCAGGAUCGAGCUCUGCAGAAGGCGAGGGCCACAGCUACGACCAAAUCUCUCUCCUUUACCUCGUUCUGCCCGAAGCUUCUGAAAAUCGCCCUCCAGAAUCAGAUAGACAGCGCGUCCGCCGUGUCACAUCACCAAACAACAAAACGCCCUUCGUCAAUCCCGAAGCCAAUCACUUGGACAAAUAAAUUGAGCGAUGAAUCUGAAUUAGACCAAAAGCCUGUGCCGCUCAUAAAACAACCCGCCGCAAAGACAUUCAACCUAGGCAUGUUCGAGAUAGGCAAACCCCUGGGAAAAGGCAAAUUCGGCCGGGUAUACUUAGCGCGCGAGCGCGAGCACAAGUUCAUCUGCGCCUUGAAAGUCCUGCACAAGAGCGAGCUUCAAGAGGCUCGCGUGGAGAAACAAGUACGGCGCGAAAUCGAGAUCCAGAGCAACCUGUGCCACCCCAACAUCCUCAAGCUGUACGGCCACUUCCACGACAGCAAGCGCGUCUUCCUGAUUCUCGAGUUCGCCGGCCAGGGUGAGCUGUACAGGCACUUACAAAAAGCGACCCGGUUCCCUGAGUGGAGGGCGGCUCAGUAUAUUGCGCAGAUGGCGAGCGCCCUGGUUCACCUGCACCGGAAGCAUGUGAUCCACCGCGAUAUUAAGCCGGAGAAUAUCCUUGUUGGUGUCCAUGGCGAGAUCAAAAUCUCGGAUUUUGGGUGGAGUGUGCACGCACCCGGGAAGCGACGGACGACGUAUUGUGGGACUCUUGAUUACCUACCGCCGGAGAUGGUGGCGUUAGGCGGUAUGGAUAGUUCCUAUGACGAGAGGGUAGAUCUCUGGUCCUUGGGUGUGCUGACCUAUGAGUUCCUUGUGGGCGAGGCCCCUUUUGAGGACACGCCUGCAAUGACGACUAGGAGGAUCGCAAGAGGGGAUGUGAGGAUUCCAUCGUUUGUCAGCCCCGAGGCUAGGGACUUAAUACAAAAGCUACUCGUUGUCGACCCCAGUAGAAGAUCAACCCUGGAGCAGGUACAGAAGCACCCUUGGAUUAUCAAGCAUUGCAAAAGCGAGGACUAG